This is a messenger RNA of Alnus glutinosa, 759 nucleotides long. RefSeq lists its product as uncharacterized. The record is from RefSeq and is a predicted model, not a curated record. The transcript has 7 exons. Gene Ontology annotation, biological process: maturation of SSU-rRNA from tricistronic rRNA transcript (SSU-rRNA, 5.8S rRNA, LSU-rRNA). The coding region runs from base 112 to 591 and encodes 159 amino acids. Lineage: Eukaryota; Viridiplantae; Streptophyta; Magnoliopsida; Fagales; Betulaceae. Gene Ontology annotation, cellular component: 90S preribosome; preribosome, small subunit precursor; nucleolus.
CCUUGAUACUUGAUAGAGAACGAAAGAGAAAACCAAAAACCAGUCCCUCUCGUCAACCCCUCCAGGCUUGCUUUUCAUUGUUUGGCCUGAAGAAAAUCGAAAUCGAUAGUGAUGGGAAAGUCACGUUCACCACCGCAAUCAAUGUCCAAAUCCGACCUUAAAUUCGAGAAGAAGCGCCAGUUCUAUGGCAAGGUUAGAGAGACUGUUGCUGUCUUGAGUGCCCAGAAGGCUAUUGGUAAGAAGAAGAAACUUCGAAGGGGCCAGAAGAAAUUGAAAACAUAUGAUCUCUCUUCCCUCUCAGAGUUCCUUCCUGAAUUGAAGGCUCCGCAGCAACCAACUCCUGAAGCUUUCAACCUGAAUUGUAAAUCUAGGCAAAAGUUAAUCUUGAAGGAAGGAAAACAGUUGAGUGCAGUUCUUAACCAUCCUGUUUUCCAGUCGGAUCCUCUGGCUGCCAUUUAUCAACACCUGCAGAGCACACAACCGGUUACAGAUGAGAAACCAAAGAAAAAGAAAAACAAAAAUGGAGGGAAGAAGAGAAAAGAGAAGAAGAAGACUAAGGUUUCAGAUGGGCCUCAAUCUAUGGUUAUGUGAUUUAAGAGAUAAGCUUUACCAUUCUCCUUCUUUGAGACGUAUUUGUUCGUAUCAAAUUUUGAAAGAUUCGAACGCUCACAUUUGGAAUGUAGAAUAUGCUCUUCUUGUUAACAAAUCCAACUGUGGUUAUUUCUUUUCCUUUCUAUAGAGAUACUAUUAAUCUGAACA